AUGUUUGCCCGCACCUUCCGCGCCGCCACGCCCACCGCUACCCGCGCUUUCAGUACCACGCCCCGCGCGUCGCUCGCGCGCAUGUCCAUCGUCGGCCGUCUCGGCGUCGCCCCCGAAGAAGUCACCGUCUCCAGCGACCGCACGCUCGUGCGCUACGUCAUCGGCACCAACUACGGCAAGGGCGAGAACCAGAAGACUUCGUGGUUCCGCGUGGCCAGCUUCGUCGAGGGAAAGCAGAAGGAUUACUUGAUGAAUGUGCCCAAGGGUUCGCUGCUCUAUGUCGAUGCGGAUGCGCGCAUGGAGAGCUACACUGAUGGUGAGGGCAACAAGAGGAGCAACUUGAGCUUGAUUGCGAGGAACUUCGAUGUCAUCUCCCGGCCGAAGAACGAGGGCGUUGACGUGAACGAGGAGGGCAUCGUUCAGGAGCACGCCUCUGGUUAA
This is a messenger RNA of Didymosphaeria variabile, 441 nucleotides long. RefSeq names its product ssDNA-binding protein, mitochondrial (gene RIM1). Lineage: Eukaryota; Fungi; Ascomycota; Dothideomycetes; Pleosporales; Didymosphaeriaceae. The transcript has 2 exons. Gene Ontology annotation, cellular component: mitochondrial nucleoid. The record is from RefSeq and is a predicted model, not a curated record. Gene Ontology annotation, biological process: positive regulation of helicase activity; mitochondrial DNA replication. Gene Ontology annotation, molecular function: single-stranded DNA binding. The coding region runs from base 1 to 441 and encodes 146 amino acids.